Messenger RNA from Phyllostomus discolor (pale spear-nosed bat), 695 nucleotides. Its product is annotated as thymosin beta-4-like. Gene Ontology annotation, cellular component: cytoplasm. NCBI's taxonomy places the organism in Eukaryota, Metazoa, Chordata, Mammalia, Chiroptera, Phyllostomidae. Gene Ontology annotation, biological process: actin filament organization; regulation of cell migration. The record is from RefSeq and is a predicted model, not a curated record. Bases 484 to 618 code for a protein of 44 amino acids. Gene Ontology annotation, molecular function: actin monomer binding. The transcript has a single exon.
ACCUUAAUCUGGUUGCUUAACCUGCAGGAGCUUAGAAGGCACAUAGCAGAAGGGGUACACUGUCAAACAGGGCCGAGACCUGAAGACUGUCAACUGUAAUUGUCAUGGCUGGGGCGAUUCAAUGACUCCCAGGCACGGCCCAGUCUAAGGCCCAUUCAUUCAUUCAUUUGUUCACUCAAUCAACGUUCAUCGGAAACCUCCUCUGAGCUCCCUCAGUUCCAGGUAAGACUACCCUCCCUGACUUUAAGGUCUACAGAGCUACCAAAGCUCCUGAUGAGACCUUGCCCCUCACCCCGACCCCCAGUGCAAAUCUCCUAAGAGAACAGAGACCCUUGGAAGGUAUACAUAUUAGUUUCCAGCGGCUGCUGUAACAAAGUACCACAAACCAUGUGGCUUAAAGACAAAAGAAAUUGACUUGGUGGCGGUCACUGAGCAGACUGGACUCUUCUUGUAGGUGCACCUCACUCUGCUUCUUCCUCAAACAUGUGUGACAAACCCGCUGUGGCCAAGAUUGAGAGAUCUGAUAAAUCAGAACUGAAGAAGACAGAAAUGCAAAAGAAAAAUCUACUGCUUUCCAAAGAAAUGAUUGAACACGUGAAGCAAGUAGGCAAAUCCUAAUGAGGGCACAUCAUCAAUAUGCACAGUACACACCACAAGCAUUGCCUUCUUAUUUUAAUUCUUUUAGCUUUUUAACU